This is a messenger RNA of Anopheles aquasalis, 3376 nucleotides long. Its product is annotated as glycerophosphocholine phosphodiesterase GPCPD1. Gene Ontology annotation, molecular function: starch binding; glycerophosphocholine phosphodiesterase activity. Lineage: Eukaryota; Metazoa; Arthropoda; Insecta; Diptera; Culicidae. Gene Ontology annotation, biological process: glycerophospholipid catabolic process. The record is from RefSeq and is a predicted model, not a curated record.
CGUUGGCUCCUGCAACCAUGGCCUGCUGUUUCUCGUCGUCCGUUGUUGCACCGUGCUCGCGAGCUCUUCUCUAGCCCGGGGCGACCGAAGGACACCUUUCCGUUCCGUCUCCCUUUUUCUUUACUUUCCUAGUGUUUUCCGUUGCGCAAAAAAGGUGGCCCGCGGGUGUUCCGGAAGGUGUGAUAAAUGUUGGACCGUGUUGCCUUGGAUGACGCGUCAGUUUUGGCCGUGUUCGCGAGUUUGAUUUAGUGGCUCGAGGCUGGAUAAAGUAGUGCCGUGGGUUGCUGUGUGUGAACAUUAAUCAAACUCCGCUUUCUUCGCGCUUUUUGCGACAAAGAAGGCUUAUCGAACAAACUUUAUCCGAGCGUUCCGAGCGACGAGCAGCAGAACAAAGAACAACCCGUCGUCUUCGUGCUUCGUGUCCUCGCUCUUGAUUCCAAAAGCAAGCCUACUUUUCUCGCUUCAGCAAAAUUCAAAAUGCAACGGUGGUGGUUCCUAGAGGAAAAUGGUGAAGGAAAGGGGUCUUCCGAAAGGCAGGAAUCGUCGGCGAAGAAAACGAAACCCCCGAAACCGGCGGGUGAUCGGCGGCACACGUUUCGCGUGCUCGUGACAUACGAUCUGCUAAAGGAUGAAACGGUGGCGAUCACGGGUAACUGCGAAGCCCUAGGCAACUGGGAUCCGGAACAGUGCGUUCAGCUGCAUCGUGAACCAGAUGAGACAAGCAAGCUGUGGACGCUGGAAACGGAUCUGCCGCGUGAUGUGGCCAUAACCUAUCGCUAUCUGAUCUGUUCCGUCGAUCCAACAACGGAGAAUGUGCAUGUGCGGCGGUUCGAGACACACAUCGUGCCACGCCAGGUGCCGGUAUUUGCGGGAGAUGAAGUUGAAAGCGAAAAUGGUCAAUCCGGUAGCAAGAAGGCCCCUUCUAAGAUCGAUACCCUCGGUGAUAUUAACGGGAACAUUAAGCUGGACAAGGGUUGGCUUACCACGGAAACGAUCGUCCAGUUCAAGUUCUUUGAUAAUCCGUUUUCCGUUAAGGAGCGCAUCAAAAAUCGGCUACUGUAUGUCAAGAUAACGACGAUGAAUUUGCGCAUUAACGCGGAAACGCAGAAUGUGUCCUCGCUGCUUGAGGAAUCGCUGUCAAGCGAUACGCGCGAAAAUGGAACGGAAGCGGCCACAACCUACUCCUUCGUCGAGGUGGCGUCAAUGCGUAGUCCGAACGCAACGUAUGAGCAGCAGUCGCAGUUCGGGUGCCCUUACCAGAAGGAUGAUUUUCUCAUCUUCAACGUCACGGUAGCGGAACCCGAGAAUGUGGCCUACCUGGUCGAUCUCUACUCGUACAGCUCGAAGGCGAAGGAAGACGAACCACCGCAUCACUUGGGCUACCAUUACAUUUUGCCCAAUUUCCUGAAGAAAUCAGAGGGCAUCCUAGAGCUACCGGUAACCUGUGCUAGCAAGCAUCGUCCGCUGGGGAUGAUGAGGAUCGAGUACCUGAAAGUGACACCCCUGCUGCCCCCGCUUUGUACCCUGGAGCGUUCUUAUAUUCGCUACUGGAACAAGCGCUGGACGGGGCUGGACGUGGGACACCGUGGUUCCGGGACGAGCUUUAAGGCUAGCGAUGGCAAUGUGAUCCGUGAGAAUACGAUCGCUUCACUGAAGAAGGCGGUACAGCAUGGGGCCGAUAUGGUGGAGUUCGAUGUGCAGCUCAGCAAGGAUCUGGUGCCGGUGAUCUACCAUGAUUUCGACAUCUACGUCUCGCUGAAGCGCAAAACGACGCUCGAAACAAACGAUAUGUUGGAGCUUCCAAUGCGUGAACUGACGCUGGAGCAGCUGCGCAACUUGAAGGUCUACCACGUGGUCGAGGGUAGAAACCGGGAGGCAAAGUUCUUCGACGAGGACCUGGAGGAACACCAACCGUUCCCGCAGCUGGCCGAUGCACUCGAGCAGAUCGAUCCGCACUGUGGCUUCAACAUCGAGAUCAAGUGGUCCCAGAAGCUGAAGGAUGGCAGGAUGGAGUCGGAAAUGACGUUCGAUUCGAACCAGUACGUCGAUUGCAUACUGCGUGUCGUGCUCGCGAAAGCCGGUACGCGACGGAUCGUGUUCUCUUGCUUCGAUGCGGACAUCUGUACGCUGCUGAGGCUCAAGCAGAACCUUUAUCCGGUCAUGUUCCUAACGCUCGGUGUGACCAGCCGCUAUCCGAGCUAUCACGAUCCUCGUUGCAACUCGAUCGAGAUGGCGGUUCGCAAUGCGUACGCAACGGAGCUGCUGGGAAUUGUGGCACACACUGAGGAUCUGUUGCGUGAUCAAACUCAGGUGAAUCUGGCCACCGAGAAAGGAUUAAUUAUUUUCUGCUGGGGUGAUGACAAUAACUGUAAGGACACGAUCAAGCAUUUAAAGAGCCUCGGCAUCCAUGCCAUCAUCUACGACAAGAUGGACAUCUAUUCCGACAAGGCCGUCAAGGAAAGUGUAUUUUUAGUUGGAGCUCGCGAGUCCCAAGCCGCGCUGCUGCAGCAGAUUGACAUCGAGAACCGUUACGAGAACAGCCAACAUGAUCUCUUGAACGACAAGGAGCUGAUGCUAGCGCCAAGUAAACCGGGCCACGCCACCUCCGGUGCUUCCAGCGUGUCGAUCGUGCCCACCAUUUGAUCACCAUAGAACCGUACACCUGAAGGUGCAUAGCCCGGCACUAAUAUGUUUGAUGUUAGAGGCAAUUCGUUUCGUUUUUUUAUUUAAAUCUAAAUUGUUUAUCAAAAAGGUUGGCGAUCGUGUUAUUUGUGUGAAUGAAAUUAUAGUUUCAAGAGUGAAUGCUGAUAUGAAUGUGGUGAGCGGCGGGCAGAGUAUAGGCAAUGUUGUUACGAAUUUAUUUACAGUCAGGAGGGUACGCAGUCCGCGUCCCUAGUUUGUAGCAGUUAAGGAGUUCUGUUGUAGGAAAUUUGAUAUUUUGGUCAUGCUGCAGAUUCCAAAGCCACAUAAAUAAUAUAUGAAGCGUUUUAUAUAGGCACAAGUGUGCCUGCACUAACACGUACCGAUUAGAGGGGCAAUCGUAUCGAUCCAAAGUUUUCAGAAGAGAUUGGAUGCUUUUGAAUACAGUGCAGUUCCUUAUAAGAGAAAGCCUACAGAUCCACUUUAACAAUAAGCCUAACACGCGUAUAGAGGCAGAAGAGAUUUAACUACGGAUGGCUUUAAUGCUACAAUUCAAAGGUUUCAUUUAUUUGUUAGGAUUUAUCUACUCUUUGUUUCGUUUUUUCUCACGUAAACUCCUUUUCCAGUAACACGCAUAACAGCCCUAAAAGAGGCUCCAGUUAAACUCAUUCUAAGUGGGGUGUAUUUCUUUUGUGUUGAUGAGAUAUAUUUUGGAAUAAAUCAAAUGCAAACGCAA